UAUAUAAAGAAACCAAUCUUCCCUCCACUUUCUUAUCUCAAAGACCCAUUCCAUUCUGAAAUCAUAAAAGCUUCUUCCUAAACUCCUCUCAAGCUUUACACAGAAGAUAUGGCUAAUGGUUAUUAUUCUUCCCCAUACUCUCAGUGGCCUCCUGUAUCCUUACACUUGUGCUUCUUCUUUGUUAUACUGUUACUGUUUUUGGGUUUCUCAUGGUAUAUCAACUAUGAAUCCAUGUUUGAGGACUUGAUGAUUCAGUUCAAGCUGAUGCUGAUGUUGUGUCCUCUUCUGUUGUUGCUUGUGGUUCAUUGGCUAUCAAGUGAAGAUAGAAGAAGGGUUCCUUUUGUCAUCUCUUUGCCAGGUGAGAGAGAUUCAGUGCAUAGAGCUGGUGGUACUCCAUGGGGUGUUGGAGCUCUCUUGGUCUUCCUCUUGUUCAUGAUCUCUUAUCAGUCUUCCUUCCAAGAAAGAUGGUUUCCUCUUCUGACCAGAUAAGCUUAUGAUGAUGAUGGUCAUGGAGGUUAUGAUAUUGGAAAUCUGUAAUUAUUGUAGGAACAAGAGUGGGUUUUGUGUAUGUUUUUUAAUAUUUGAUCUGCUUGCCUUUUUACUGAACUAUUUCCAGUUGUAGUAUUUAGUCUUCUUGACUUUGGGAGCUCCCAUGAUAAGGCUUCCAGAUUUUGGUGUGAUAUGUUGAUCUUGUUUAGUGUAGUGUAAUUAAAUUAAUGGUUCAUUUUGUGUCAUAA
Molecule: messenger RNA, 737 nt
Organism: Macadamia integrifolia
Lineage: Eukaryota; Viridiplantae; Streptophyta; Magnoliopsida; Proteales; Proteaceae
Exons: 1
Coding region: 109-489 (126 amino acids)
Source: RefSeq, a predicted model, not a curated record